AUGAAUUUGUCCAGACCCCAAAGAUUCGAUGAAAUCCACCUGGCGGAGUCAGGACCGCACACAGUGGACCCUGUCGCACUGGAUAUUCGAAUGGGCCAACGUCCACCACGUCGACGUGGACCGAGAGCUUCCCAUACAUCGCAAGCACGAGAAAGUGCCAUAUUUCCCGGACUGGCAGCUGCAUUGCUGUAUCAUCGUACACGCCAGCAUCCCACUGGUCAUUCACCAACUGUACGUCUCUACACGGGAUGCAAAUUCGGACCCAUUGUCGCCUACCUCUGCUACUACGCCUCGAUGUUCUUCACGACCCGUGAGAUACGCGCCCUGCGCGAGCAAGGCCAUCACCCUGAUCUCCGUCCUACUGGCGGGCAUCGUUUCUACGAGUGGCAUAUCUGUCAGCUCUAUGUUAUAUUUGCGGAAGUGGCCAGCCAAAGUGGUCUUCGACUUCACGAGUCGUCGCCGAACCCUCUUACCUGGUUUAUGUGCUGGUUUGGCGAGGAGCUGGUCAUUGAAGAUCAUGAUCUGCAUCAUCGUAAGGGUUGGAAGAAGAGUUAUAAUUACGGAAAGCAGACUCGUGUUUGGGAUCGUGUGUUCAGCACGUCGACUCCGAUCGAGUGUGCCAGCGAGAACAUUGAUUAUGAGAAUUCGGCACCAACGCCUCUGUUUUAG
Molecule: messenger RNA, 669 nt
Organism: Aspergillus tanneri
Lineage: Eukaryota; Fungi; Ascomycota; Eurotiomycetes; Eurotiales; Aspergillaceae
Exons: 3
Coding region: 1-669 (222 amino acids)
Source: RefSeq, a predicted model, not a curated record